UUAGCGGCCCUGGCUGCCGUGAGCAGCAUGCCAUCGCCAGGCUUCUACUCCGGACUUAGUCUGCACCCCGGAUUCUACCCCGGCCUGUACCCCAGCAUCGCGAGGAGCCUGCUGCUGAAGAAAGCCGCCCUCGGCCACUUCUCGCCCUACUCGUCGCCGUUCGCCCUGCUCGCCGAGCACUUCCACCCUCCCACGCUGACCAUCCACAAGAAGCACGCCGUGCCUGUGAUCAAGCCGUUCGCCGUCGCCGUCGACAAGCCGGUGCCCGUGCUGGUGAAGAAGAAGGUGCCCGUCUACGUCGACGCGCCCUACCCCGUGAAGGUGAUCAAGCCCUACAACGUGUACGUCGACAAGCCGGUGCCGGUGCCCGUCGACGCCCCGUACCACGUGCCCGUGACCAAGGACAUCCCCGUGCCCUACAUCAAGGACUACCCCGUGCCUGUGCACAGCGAACCCCUGGACAUCUCCCUGGCGCCCGAGGAAUUGUCUCUGAAGUGCGUGAUGCAAAGAAACAACAUGAAGACCUUCCUGGUUUGCCUUUUGGUGGGCUGUGCCCUGGCCGCCGACGUUGACGACAAGCGCGACAAGCGGGGUCUGUUCUCGUCGCUGUCCUACGGAAGCGACUACCCGUACUUCGGCUUCGACAAGCACCUGCCGCCGACCACGGUCGAGGUGACGAACCACGUGCCCUACCCCGUGCCCCACCCUGUGCCCUACACCGUGGAGAAGAAGGUUCCGUACGCCGUGGCCGCGCCCUACCCCGUCGAGGUGCCUCGCCCCUACCCUGUCCACGUGCCCGUGAAGGUGCCCGUCACCGUCGAGAAGCCCUACGCCGUGCCCGUCGAAAAGCCCUAUCCGGUGCACGUGCCCGUCAAGGUGCCGGUGCACGUGGCCAAGCCCUACGCCGUGCCCUACCCUGACCCCUACCCCGUCCCUGUCCCCAAGGCCGUGCCCUACGGAGUGCCCACCCCCUACUUCGUGCCCAAACCCUUCCUUGUCUCCAAGCCCUACGCCGCCGAUCCUUGGUGGUGAGCGACGAACUCCUAGAAAUGCCAACUGAACUCAAAGACUUAAAAUUUUUUGUGGAGCGCUGCCUUGAUUUUCGAUCGCAUUUAAUUUUGUAAUUUAUGUAAAAUAAAUGUGAACAGUUACAGUGAUAUAAUAUAUGUAUUUGUUACGGAAUUAA
Cloeon dipterum is the source of this 1186-nucleotide messenger RNA. RefSeq names its product BCL-6 corepressor-like protein 1. The coding region runs from base 28 to 1032 and encodes 334 amino acids. The transcript has 4 exons. The record is from RefSeq and is a predicted model, not a curated record. NCBI's taxonomy places the organism in Eukaryota, Metazoa, Arthropoda, Insecta, Ephemeroptera, Baetidae.